AUGGCCGGGGUUCUCCUUCACCUUCCCUGUGAAGUUCGGGACCUGGUUUAUGCCGAGUGUGUCCAAGUUCGUGCGUUGGGACUUCUAUGCACGAACCAACAGAUCUACACCGAAUUUAUUCCUUUCCUGCGAGAAAAGUUUGUCCUCGCCUUCCGGGUCAACCCCUCGGCCUCGUCCACUGUCAUCGAACUCCUGAACCACGACAAUUCCCCAUGGGGGAACACAUGUACUAUUGAUGUCGCCGGGACACACGCAGACUUUGGCAUGGUGGACAAGAUGCCGGUCGAUCGAUUCAGAGGGGUCCGGAUCCUUGUCGAGCCCCCAGAUGUGAGCGACCCUGGUCAGGUUGUUCGAGGUUUCCUACAAUCCAGCGGGCUCGUCAAGGCUUUCUUGCCUCGAUGGGCCAAUCCAGACCAUGCGCCUAGCAGCGAAGCCAAGGUUCUGAAUCCUCCAGCAAGAUCAACAAAGCGCCUCCCACCACUGACCAUCCAAGUGCGAGAAGGAAAGUUCAGGAAAUGGCAUACUGAUGGCCAGUGGAACCACAGCAUUCCCGACCCUGUGUCAUGGGGCUCUGUCACGAAAGAGCCUUCCCUCAUCCACGAAGGCAAAGGCUCUGGUAUCAAAGUCAUCCUAACACCAUUCUUACGCAUUAGGUAUGCCGAAGCCGUCACGAUCGCGCUUCCAUCUGACGCACCUUCGGACAAAGCCAUACAUAAGAUCCAGAACUCCCUCGUCAAGUCGUGUACCCAGCGGCGCUCGUUUGGCCUGAAUCUCUGUGUGGAAGACGACUUGAAUGACGACGACGCCCUCGGCUUUGAAGACAUGCUUCACCUUUGGCUUGAUUACCUUCUUGACAACAUGAAGGGCACCACGGCAUCGCUUCUCCGACGGAUCGAUUCAAAUUCUGGUGUUCAGCCUACGAAUUCCAGAUGGGAAGGCGUUUUCACGGCGUCCGGACUCCCCAUAUCCACGGCGUCCACGUUCACGACAAAUAUAUGGGCACUCCUUUCGGCUACGGGACGGAUGAGCUCAUUCAACACAUGA
Capronia coronata CBS 617.96 is the source of this 1044-nucleotide messenger RNA. RefSeq lists its product as uncharacterized. The coding region runs from base 1 to 1044 and encodes 347 amino acids. The transcript has a single exon. The record is from RefSeq and is a predicted model, not a curated record. NCBI's taxonomy places the organism in Eukaryota, Fungi, Ascomycota, Eurotiomycetes, Chaetothyriales, Herpotrichiellaceae.